Molecule: messenger RNA, 3014 nt
Organism: Microcebus murinus (gray mouse lemur)
Lineage: Eukaryota; Metazoa; Chordata; Mammalia; Primates; Cheirogaleidae
Source: RefSeq, a predicted model, not a curated record
GGGAGCCCUCUGCUCGGUGGUAGCCUGGACGUGCGGCUGUGCGGGCUGAAACUCGUCCGCACCGAGUCCUGCGGUCAGCCCUGCAAGAGGGGUUUGAAAGUGGUACACGUCUUCGUCGCCUGCCGAGAAGUAGGGCUGCUGGAGAGUUUCGUUUUUCAAAUACUUGGUCCCGUUGUCAGACCACUUCUUUUUCCAUUCCAAAAAUGUAAAUGUAAGAUUACUAAGGCUUUUUUGCACCCCAAGCCUCUAAUCUGUGAAAUAGGUAUGCCCUAGUGGCCUUGUGAUACUUGAUUAUUGAGGGAUCUGUCGAAAAUCAGACUGUACACCCUUUUUGAAAAGGCGAUGGAUAGGCAUUUACCAUGUUCAAUCAUUAGGAAAGUAGCCAACAGUCGUAUUGAUUAAUUUAACAACCCCUUUUGAACAUGUAUUUUGGUAGAGGCUGGGGGGCAGUGCAAGUGCUGUAUUAAUGAAACAGCUUUUGUACCCAAAUAGGAGAGAGAAAUAACAAUUCAGCUGCUGUUACAAUGACUAAGUUUGCUCCUGCCUCACGUCCUUUACAUGUGCUGUUGGGGCUGCCUGGAAUUCUCCCCACACACAGCUUUUCUUGUCCGCUUCUUCCUUCAUCUUUGCUCAGAAGUUACCUCCUUAGAGAGGCUUCACUAAAGAGCACCCUGCUUACUCUCAAUCCCUUUGCUUUAUUUUUUUGUAGCUUGCAUGUUCUGAGGUUAAUUUAAUUUUGUUCUCAGGUAUACCCUCAAAUAGAAUGUAAGCUCCACGAGGGCAGGGAAUUUUCCCGUUUCCCUCAGUGCCUACAGCAGUGCCAGACACAUAGCACUUGCUCAGUUCUCUUAAAUGUUUUCUUGGAGCCUUAAAAAUGGAGAUGACAGACAUGACUAGUGUGUCACUGAAACGUGGGUCCCUUGUUGUGGAAGAUCAUGACAGUGGGGUCCCAGCUGAGGAGACAAAAAAACAGAAGAUGUCAGAAUGCAGUCCCACCAAAAGUCUUCACAGGCUGGGGAAUGACUCUCUACCCAACAGUGAAGAUGUGCGUCGGGCUCCUGAAGCUGUAAGUGUUGGGAAAGAUGAAAAGAAUUGUGAGGCUCAGUUUGAAGAAGAGGAAGAGGAGGAGGAAGAUGGCCUUUCAGAGGAGGAGGAGGAGGAGGAAGAAGCAGAGAGCUUUGCAGACAUGAUGAAGCACGGACUCACCGAACUUGAUGUGGGCAUCACCAAGUUCGUAAGUCCUCAUCAAGGGUUCUCAGGAAUCUUAAAAGAAAGAUACUCCGACUUCGUUGUUCAUGAGAUAGGAAAAGAUGGACGGAUCAGCCAUUUGGAUGACUUAUCUGUUCCAGUGGAUGAGGAGGACCCUUCAGAAGAUGCAUUUACAGUUUUGACAGCUGAAGAAAAGCAGCGAUUGGAAGAGCUCCAGCUUUUUAAAAAUAAAGAAACCAGUGUUGCCAUCGAGGUUAUUGAGGACACCAAAGAGAAAAGAACCGUCAUCCAUCAAGCUAUCAAAUCUCUGUUUCCAGGAUUAGAGACAAAAACAGAGGAUAGAGAGGGGAAGAAAUACAUUGUAGCAUACCAUGCAGCUGGAAGAAAGGCUUUGGCAAAGGUCAGAACUGCAGCAGAUCCAAGAAAACAUUCUUGGCCAAAAUCUAGGGGAAGUUACUGCCAUUUUGUACUAUACAAGGAAAACAAAGACACCAUGGAUGCUAUUAAUGUACUCUCCAAAUAUUUAAGAGUGAAGCCAAAUAUAUUCUCCUACAUGGGAACCAAAGAUAAAAGGGCUAUAACAGUUCAAGAGAUUGCUGUUCUCAAAAUAACUGCACAAAGACUCGCCCACCUGAAUAAGUGCUUGAUGAACUUUAAGCUAGGGAAUUUCAGCUAUCAGAAAAACCCUCUGAAAUUGGGAGAGCUUCAAGGAAAUCACUUCACUGUUGUUCUCAGAAAUAUAACAGGAACUGAUGACCAAGUACAACAGGCUAUGAACUCUCUGAAAGAGAUAGGAUUUAUUAAUUACUAUGGAAUGCAAAGAUUUGGAACUACAGCUGUCCCUACAUAUCAAGUUGGAAGGGCUAUACUACAAAAUUCCUGGACAGAAGUAAUGGAUUUAAUAUUGAAACCCCGUUCUGGAGCCGAAAAAGGGUACUUGGUUAAAUGCAGAGAAGAAUGGGCGAAGACCAAAGACCCAGCCGCUGCCCUCAGAAAACUACCUGUAAAAAGGUGUGUGGAAGGGCAGCUGCUUCGAGGACUUUCAAAAUAUGGAAUGAAGAAUAUAGUCUCUGCAUUUGGCAUAAUACCAAGAAAUAAUCGCUUAAUGUAUAUUCAUAGCUAUCAAAGCUAUGUGUGGAAUAACAUGGUGAGCAAGAGGAUAGAAGACUACGGAUUGAAACCUAUUCCAGGAGACCUUGUGCUCAAAGGAGCCACGGCCACCUAUAUUGAGGAAGAUGAUAUUAAUAAUUACUCCAUCCAUGACGUGGUAAUGCCCUUGCCUGGUUUCGAUGUUGUCUACCCAAAACAUAAAAUUAGAGAUGCCUACAGGGAAAUGCUCACAGCAGACAAUCUUGAUAUUGACAACAUGAGACACAAAAUUCGAGAUUAUUCCCUAUCAGGGGCCUACCGAAAGAUCAUUAUUCGUCCUCAGAAUGUUAGCUGGGAAGUCGUUGCAUAUGAUGAUCCCAAAAUUCCACUUUUCAAUACAGAUGUAGACAACCUAGAAGGGAAACCACCACCAGUUUUUGCUUCAGAAGGCAAAUACAGGGCUCUGAAAAUGGAUUUUUCUCUUCCUCCUUCCACGUAUGCUACCAUGGCCAUUCGAGAAGUGCUAAAAAUGGAUACCAGCAUCAAGAACCAGACCCAGCUGAAUACAACCUGGCUCCGUUGAUUGGUACCUUGUCCACAGAUUAGAAAGUACAGACAAUGUUUGCCUACUCGCUUCUUGUUCAUUUUUCUCUUAGUACAGGCCCAUAUGUGGAUUUUGAAUCUUUGUAGUAAAAGAUUAUUUGUAUUUUUAAAAA